Molecule: messenger RNA, 3828 nt
Organism: Engraulis encrasicolus (European anchovy)
Lineage: Eukaryota; Metazoa; Chordata; Actinopteri; Clupeiformes; Engraulidae
Product: carbohydrate sulfotransferase 10-like
Exons: 6
Coding region: 77-1225 (382 amino acids)
Biological process (GO): carbohydrate biosynthetic process; proteoglycan biosynthetic process
Cellular component (GO): membrane
Molecular function (GO): sulfotransferase activity
Source: RefSeq, a predicted model, not a curated record
CCCAUGCUAUUGCCACUUCAGAAAGUGAUAAGAAGAGUUGAGCUAAGUGUCUCAGUAACAGCAUUUCUGUUGGGGAAUGCCAGACUUCAGGUGUUGUGAGGAUGGCCCUCGGCUGGUGCAUUGGGAGAUAAAGCGUCGGCACUGGCUGCUAGUGGGUGCCUGUGGCUGGGUCCUCAUGUUCAUGGUAGCCAGCCGAUUCAUCAACCACAUGCGGGCGCCCGAUGACUACAGUAGUAAGGCAGAGUCACGGUCCUGGCCUGAGCUGACCAUCCACACAGUGAAACCUCAAAGACCAGCAUUGCAUUCUAACAAUGUGUCGACUGCAGCAGUCUUAUCCACCGUCCCGUCGGACUGGCACUCAGUGGUGGAGAAGCGCCUGGACAUGCUGGCUGCUGUCUGCAAGAACAGCUCCCUACGAAACUACACCCACACGCCCAUCAAUAAGUUCCUCCUGGACCGCAUCUUCGUCUGCGACAAGCAUAAGAUCCUCUUCUGCCAGACCCCCAAGGUUGGCAACACGCAGUGGAAGAAGGUCCUCAUUGUUCUCAAUGGGAAAUACUCCAAAGUGGAGGACAUUCCAGAACCAUUGGUCCAUAAUCAUAAGAAGAAUGGCUUGCCACGCCUUUCAUCCUUAAAGGAGAACGAGAUCAAAGAAAGACUGGACAAUUACUUCAAAUUCUUCAUCGUACGUGACCCUUUCGAGCGCAUCAUUUCCGCCUACAAGGACAAGUUUGUGAAGAACCCGCGCUCUGAACCCUGGUACAAGCAUGACAUUGCGCCCGCCAUCAUCCGCAAGUACCGCAAGAUGCGCCAGGACACUGAGGACUCGAGCGCCCCCCGACACGCCCGAGGACUGCGCUUCGAGGACUUUGUGCGCUACCUGGGCGACUCCGUUGGCCAAAAGCAACUGAACAAAAAGUUCAGGCAGUAUGUGAUCCACUGGAUAACGUACGUGAAGCUGUGCGCCCCGUGCGACAUCAAUUACGACGCAGUGGGCCACCACGAGACGCUGGAUCGCGAUGCGCCCUACAUCCUCAAGGCGGCUGGCAUCGACAACCUGGUGUCCUACCCCACCAUCCCGCCGGGCAUCACGCGCUACAACCGCACCAAAGUGGAGAGCUACUUCUCCGGCAUCAGCAAGCGGGACAUCGGCCGCCUCUACGAGCACUUCAUGGGGGACUUUGAGCUUUUUGGCUACCCACGGCCUGACUUCCUGCUUGACUGAGUUGGCGUUACAAGGAGCGCUAGAGAAAGCACCUUCUAUCAGAGGCGGAUUAACUGAAUUGAGAAAUUGAUAUGGCCUGGCGUGCAUUCUAUUCUGCCUGCACUGUAGCUUAACUUGCUGAAGUGCCUACUGUAUGGAUCAGUGGGCUUUUAGGGAAUCGUUUGGACUGAAUAUGUGGCAGGACUUUUACUUUCUGAACCCGGGAUGGCAGCCCUCUGCCUCCCAUUAGGCUAAUGUAGCAUCCAUCUUAGCAUGAGGUACAGGUGGCCAACCCCCCGUACCAGAUUUAACUGAUGGCUUUGGCUGUUCUCAGGAUUCCAUGCAUUCCUAUGGCUCACAGCUCUGAUAGUCUUCACUAGGAGGAGCUAUGUCUGUGGGAGGAGCCGAUUGGGCGCGAAAAUCGCAAAGAUGGCUGCGCCCAGUCAAUCCGAAAUUCUGCUAGUGCCUUGAACCGCCCAUUGCCAGUCUAGGUUUGUCUAUGAUGCAGACAUUGGGUUGGUCUAGCUAGCAUCACACCAUAGGGUAUAAUCCUAGCUGGGCAAGAAUUGUGGCCUGGCUCUGUCCUCUAUUUCAAACAUGAUCUGCAAAAAUUCUCUGCUCCUGGACACGGAUGUUAAGGACACAAAAUCCGUGUCCAGGAGCACGGAUUUUGCCAAAAUUCCGUGCUCCUGGACACAGAAUUAUUUUCCGUGAUGAACACACAGAAGUGCUCUCCCACAGCUUUAUGUGUCCAAAGUCUUAAAAGUCUUUCUAAAAAAAAAAAAAAAAUUCUUACUUUCAGGUUAGGGUUAGGGAUUGUUUUGGUCUGGGCACAGCUAGUUUUCUUUCAUUCAUUAUAUGAAUUUGAUAGCCUAGCAACCAACUGGAAAAGGUAUUUCUCAAAAAUAUGUCUUUAAUGACAGGUUAAGGUUAGGGAAUGUUUUGGUCAGGGCACAACUUAAAUUGCUAUAGCAUUAUUUUGUUUAGGAUUAGUAUUUUGUAUGUAUUUCCUAAUGAUAGAGUUAACACAGUGCUGUGGCAAUAGCCUAUAGAAAGCACUUCCGUGUGCCCAUCACGGAAAACAAUUCCGUGUCCAGGAGCACGGAAAACAAUUCCGUGUCCAGGAGCACAGAAUUUUGGGAAAAUCUGUGCUCCUGGACACGGAUUUCGUGUCCUUAACAUCCGUGUCCAGGAGCACGGAAUUUUUGGAGAUCAGGCUGUCAACGCUCUGGGCUGCGUUUCCCAAAAACUUGUAAGGAGGACUUAAGUAUGAGGUGUCCCCUAGGCAAUAUAUCAUAAAUAGGUCUCACAUCAUCACUAAGUUUAUACAUACACUGUUUUACUUUGCACAUGCACUUUGCGCAAGAAUUGUAUUUGCAUGUGCGAUAAAAAAAACACUGUAUGUAGGCCUAUAAAAGUAUUAUUCAAAUAUUCAUGAAAAAGGUAACAUUAGUGAAUGGGUAGCAUGGAUUCUGGAAAUAAACAACAAAAAAUCCAGCAUAGUGUCCCUUUAAAUAACAUGAUUGAGCUUCAAAACAGCUAAAUGUCAAUAAUCCCCCAAACUACAAUGGUCUACGGAAUUAUUUUAAAGCCAUUUUACUCUAUUUGAAUUGCUGCACAGUACCUGUCUUUUUGCUCUUUAGGGCAGUAUCCCUUCCAAAGGUCAAAAUGAAUUGAUGGCAUAGGUUACAGUUAUGAAGGAUAUAGAAUGUAUAAAUUGUACUGUUUGAGGGGCACCAUUUCUUGCUGUUUGAGUGCUUUGCUCUGUCUUUAGAGAGCCACCACAGACCUCAGAGCAGACACUUUGUCAGUGGGUGAGCAAUGUAAUAUUAAACAUGAGCCAGUAGAGACAACACACCAUAGAGGUAGAAAAUAACACUAGAGAGGACACGGCAAUUUGCGACAGCACUGGGAAAUGGCAGCUGGAGCUUCCCAACUUCCGUAGGUAGUGUAGGUACCUUUAGGCAAUGCAAGUCAAUGGAGAACACGCCCAUCCCUGUCAAGAAAUUGACUAAAACUUUGUAAAUAUGAAGUAACACUUUAAUCAAAGACCAGAUUUGAAAUGUCAGGCUAAAUAUCUACUUAAAUCAUAUGAGUCGAUAAAAUACAUUUCAAAAUCAAAUAAUAUCUUUUACGAACAUAGUUAGCAACACACUUCAACUAUUGUCCUUGUAUAGUGUGUUGGUGGACAUUUUCACAUGAUUAAGCCAUUUUUGACAGAGGUGAGCCUCGUUCUCCGUUAAUUUCCAUUUCUCUGACCUACCUACAGAUAAUGGCCGCUACAGAUUGCCGUAAAAAGGGGGGCGGGGUCCUCUCUAGUGUUAUUUUCUACCUCUAUGCAACACACCCAGCUUGUGCAUCAUGACCUCACUUCAUUUACAUGAUGUCAUUUCCUGUCUACAGGACACUCCUUCCUUCACGGUACACGAGUUCUUUCCAUUGUCCUAACUCCCGUCCUCCCUCGUGCUUGUGGCCUUGUGAUGACCUCAUUGACCACAAACGUUUUUUCAAUACCUCGCAAAAGCACAAUUCCUAGUCAAGAUGUUAAAGGGGGAAAAGUCCCCCAAAAAGUUGUUGUGGCUAGAGUGACAGCGGGGAAAGUUAAAUGUUUUCUCCACGGAGAC